CUACAAAAUUUGGAACAGAGCCUGGAUUUAUUGGUUGUUCCCCCCAAAAUCCUCUCCAUCGUUUCGCAAGUGGUCGUCCUGGGCGAACGGGUCGGCGUGUGCGCAGGCUUCUUCCCGCUGUCGUCGGCGUACUGCCUGGCGUGGAUCUGCCUUGACGUGCUGUUCUGCACGGCGUCCAUCAUGCACCUGUGCACCAUCUCCGUGGACCGCUACCUGUCGCUGCGCUACCCCAUGCGCUUCGGCCGGAACAAGACGCGGCGCCGCGUCACGCUCAAGAUCGUCUUCGUGUGGCUGCUGUCGCUCGCCAUGAGUCUCCCGCUCUCGCUAAUGUACUCGCAGGACCACGCGUCGGUGCUGGUGAAGGGCACGUGCCAGAUCCCGGACCCGCUGUACAAGCUGGUGGGGUCCAUCGUGUGCUUCUACAUCCCGCUGGCCGUGAUGCUGCUGACGUACGCGCUCACCGUGCGCCUGCUGGCGCUGCAGCAGACGCAGCUGGGCGGCGGCGCGCCGGGGCCCGGGCCGGCGCCCUCGCACGCCUCCACGGGCUCCUCGGCCUCCGCCGCCUGGGCCGGCUCGGGCUGGCUGCUGCACGCCGGCCCC
Molecule: messenger RNA, 600 nt
Organism: Gryllus bimaculatus (two-spotted cricket)
Lineage: Eukaryota; Metazoa; Arthropoda; Insecta; Orthoptera; Gryllidae
Source: the annotation of a GenBank genome assembly